AUGGCAAGCAGCAGCAGCUCGGACAAUGUCAUCGGGGUCGUCAUCAUGGCAAGGCAUGGCGACCGGAGGGGCUACUACCAGUCCCCCGUUACCUAUACCGCUUCGGACACGAUCAUCACGCCGCUGGGAGAGGCGAAGGAAUGGCAACUCGGUGCUCUGCUCCGGUCGAUAUACCUGAACGAGUCGUCCUCGUCUUACGUUCAGGGUAUCGCACCAUACACCUCUGCCUUCAAUUUGAGCCAGGUGCAGGUUUACGCGGACAACAGUGGAGAAGGGUCCGUCAUCAUGGAUAGUGCGGCCGCACUUGUUCAGGGCCUCUGGCAAGCCACGGAUCUCCAAAACACGACCCUUGCCAAUGGGUCGACAAUCAUCAGUCCACUGGGAGGCUAUCAAUACGUUCCGAUUAACUCUGUCAGCCCGAACGAGGACAUUACCUUGGACAGCACAGAUCAAUGCAAGGCAUUCACCACGCAUACUACUACGGUGUACAACUCAUCCAUCUUCCAAGCCAAGCAAGAAGAAGCGGCCUCGUUCUUCUCUGAGUUGUCACCGUAUGUUGGAGGACGGUCUCUCGAGCUGGACAACAUGUGGAACAUCUACGACUAUAUGAAUGUCCAGUCCAUCCAUAACACGACUUUCGCAGCCGCCUUGCCGUCAGAGUACCUCGCCCAAGCCCGCGACCUCGUCGACUGGCAACAGUACCAGGUUUUCACAGACCCGUCUUUCGACGGCAUUGGCAACAUCGGUUUCCGCACGAUGCUCCCGGGGAUCUUGAACUCGUUUAAACAGUUCCAGAAUGCAUCGACAGGCUUGAAGCUGAGCUACUACGCCAUUUCGUACAAGCCCUUCCUCGGACUCUUCAACAUGACGGGCAUAGUCAAUGACGGUCAAGUUCCCCAGGCGGUCGUCGACUACGCGGGCACCACCGUCUUCGAGCUGCGUCAGCCGUCAAGCGGCUCAGAGCCGACAGUUCGCCUGCUCUUCAAGAACGGGACGGCUGCAACGGAGUACAGCCCCGUGACGAUGAGCUUCUCUGGCUGGAACGGCGCGCAGAGCGGCACGGACGUCCCGCUGUCGACCUUUGUGAGCGCGUUCGCACCCGCGGCUAUCAACAGCACGCUCGACUGGUGCCAGGCUUGCGGGACGACCACCGAGCGGGGAUGCGCUGUCGCCCUCGCGGCGGCUGCGGAGACCGCGAGCUCGGGUGGCCACCAGAAGAUAAGCAAGGUCGGCGCGGGCUUCUUGGGUGCUGGGCUCACAGCGGCAGUGUUCUUGAUGGCACUCGGUGUGCUCGCCUUCCUUGGUGUACUGACUGUCGGUGGGAGGAGAUGGAGAAGGAAGCGGGCUGCUUCGGGGUCCAAGGAGAAGAUUAGGAGUGCUAGUGGUGGCGACGUUGAGCUUCACUCUGAGGCAAACUCGCUGUCUAAGGUGUAA
Molecule: messenger RNA, 1434 nt
Organism: Rhodofomes roseus
Lineage: Eukaryota; Fungi; Basidiomycota; Agaricomycetes; Polyporales; Fomitopsidaceae
Product: phosphoglycerate mutase-like protein
Exons: 9
Coding region: 1-1434 (477 amino acids)
Biological process (GO): dephosphorylation
Molecular function (GO): phosphatase activity
Source: RefSeq, a predicted model, not a curated record